AUGGCGAACACACACACAGGUUUCGAGGACGACGAGAUUGUGAAUGAGGUUGACGUGGAUUCGUACGUGAAACCCAAUAAGAAGGUAGACGACAAUGACAAUGACAAUGACGAUGACGAUGACGAUGACUCUCUUGCAUCUCUCGUGUCGGACGACCUGGAUGCCACGACCGGUGCCACUGAAACUUCUACCGAAGAUCCUAGCGAUAACAAGCAUGAGAUUGGAGGCGAUGAAAGCGCUGCGGUCUUCAAGCAACGUCUCGUGGUCUUUUUGAUUCUCUUUCUGGCAGCCCUUGGUGUGUCUCUCACCGUUUACUGUCUCACGGCCGCCGCCGAGCACGCCGAGUUUGAAGCGCAGUUCGACAGCACGGCGCAAAAAGUCAUUGACUCGUUUCAGGACAUUGUGGUGCAAAAGUUCAGUGCCUUGGCGUCCUUGUC
Molecule: messenger RNA, 437 nt
Organism: Seminavis robusta
Lineage: Eukaryota; Bacillariophyta; Bacillariophyceae; Naviculales; Naviculaceae
Source: the annotation of a GenBank genome assembly